AUGGUUAAUGAUGAUCUUUCUGCAUUAAACACCAGCGGCGUAGAAGAUGCUAGAUCCAACAAGAAUGGAGAGAAUGAGGCUGGUGUCUUCAAGAAUGGAAAUGUCUUUGGUAUUCCAUCUGGUCAAAAUCGAACCAAGAAGGACAACCACAAUAGAAGGAAAGGUCAAAGAGGUGACAAACAUGGUCGCGGAACAAGACACAGUCAGCUACACAACAAUAACCAGUCACAAGAUCAACAUUCACGACUCAAAAUCAGUGAUGAGGAUAGGCAGACGGCAUUGAAUCAUAUUACACAAUUGUAUGAAUCGUCAUUGCAACCAAUACGAGUUCUAUAUACUCCAAACACAAAUAAAAAGGACAAUGCGCAAGUUGAUCUCUUUAUGGCAAACUACGUCAACCGAAACCACAGCCACAUCAUAACUAAUCCUCGACUAACUGAUAAAGUCUUUCGACAUCAAUUCCAUAAUCAAAUUCAUCAACUCAUCUGCCAAAAAGCAAUACUUUUCAGUAUCGAUAUUGAAGCGUGGGAAAUCAAUAAUCAAACAGUUACUGAAAUCGGGAUCUCCAUUUAUGAUCCUCGCCGUAAUGGAUCUUUCAAUCUUGUUCCAAAUUUUACUAAAUUACAUAUUCGUAUUUUGGAAAAUAUGCAUCGUGUGAAUGGGAAAUAUGUGGUGGAUCAUGCAUUGAAUUUCGUAGGUGAACCCACUUUGAUUUUGAGCAUGCAAGAUUCGGUAAUUUUGAUUCAAUCGUUAUUUGACUACUUCUUUAAAUCACCUAAUGAUGAUGGAUUAGAAACAUAUUUAGUUGGACAUGGGCUCCCUGGUGAUAUCAAAUGGUUAUCAUCUAUAGGAAUCAACUUCCCUCCAAAAUAUGCCACUUUGGACACGUUGGAAAUUCUUAAAAUCACACAUGGCAAACAUAACCUAAGUCUUGGCAAUGCAUUACGUAAACUUGACUUACCUCAUGUUUUUUUACAUAAUGCAGGAAACGAUGCCUAUUAUACAUUGCUUUUAUGUUUGAAGUUACUAGAUCCUGGUGUGAGAUCAUUGUAUCAGUUGGAUUUGUGUGUUGAUGAGAGUUUGAUGAUGAGUGAAGACGAAAGACGGGCUCUUAAGGAGGAGAAGGAGAGGAAAAAGAAGGAAAAGAGGGAGUUACGGGAGUUGAAAAAGUUGCAAAAGGAAUUGGGUUUGGAGCUGACUAAUGAAGAGAAUGACAAGGACAAGAGUGAGGGUAAGAAGAAGAAAAAACCGAGAAAGAAACAACUUCAGAAUCAUAAUAUUGCUCAGAGUGUACAAUGUUCAGCAUCUGAUGCCGUGUUGUAUGUGUUCGGUGGAAAGCAACUACCUGAGGAAGGUGAAGGUAGCGGUGAAGGUGAAGAAGAGGUAACGGAGGAUUUAGAGAUAGUUUUUAAGGCAUGA
Messenger RNA from Lodderomyces orthopsilosis Co 90-125, 1419 nucleotides. RefSeq lists its product as uncharacterized. The record is from RefSeq and is a predicted model, not a curated record. Gene Ontology annotation, molecular function: nucleic acid binding. Gene Ontology annotation, cellular component: nucleus. The transcript has a single exon. Bases 1 to 1419 code for a protein of 472 amino acids. Lineage: Eukaryota; Fungi; Ascomycota; Pichiomycetes; Serinales; Debaryomycetaceae.